This is a messenger RNA of Poecile atricapillus (Black-capped chickadee), 4240 nucleotides long. RefSeq names its product glycophorin C (Gerbich blood group) (gene GYPC). The coding region runs from base 176 to 457 and encodes 93 amino acids. NCBI's taxonomy places the organism in Eukaryota, Metazoa, Chordata, Aves, Passeriformes, Paridae. The transcript is spliced from 3 exons. The record is from RefSeq and is a predicted model, not a curated record. Gene Ontology annotation, cellular component: cortical cytoskeleton; membrane.
ACAUGUGCUGUUUCCUUUUCCAGUUGUAAAGGGGUCAGGAGCCAGGCAAGGAGAGCCCGAACAAGAGGAGCAUUUUCCUGGGUUCUUCCAGCUGUUCUGUUCAAUCCCGCCGUCAGUUCUGAGCAGGGAAGAGAGACUGUCAACACAAAUAAGGCAUUUUUCAAAGGCGUAAAUUAUGAGUUCCCAAAACAAUGCGACAUCUCAACCACAUGGAGAAGUGGAGAGCCCCACAGCUGGAGCAGAUGUGGCUGUUAUUGGAGGUGUGAUUGCUGCCGUGGUGUUCGUGCUCAUUUGCCUGCUGGUGGUGAUGGUCCGGUACAUGUACAGGCACAAGGGCACCUACCACACCAACGAGGCCAAAGGAACUGAGUUUGCCGAAAGCGCGGAUGCCGCUUUGAAAAAUGACCCUGCUCUCCAGGAAGCAGUGGAUGAGAGCAAAAAGGAAUAUUUCAUCUGAGAGGCAAGGAGUUCCAUGGAGACUUCCCCAAUGGAAUCAAUCAGAAAUAUAAUAUCAACAGAAGUACUAAAAGAUGGAUAAUAUAAGAAUACAGGCGAGCAUCCGAAUUGAAAAGUAUCUCUUUACGAUUUUUUGUCACUGGGUUGUUUCUUUUCCUCUAGCAGUGAAGAACUAAAUGCCAGAUACUUGCCUGUUGAUUUUAUUAGCAACACAGCUGGUCACAGUUGAAAUCAAUAUCAGAUAAGAAGAAACAAAAUCUCAGUAUGAGUGAUACACCAAAACCAGAUAAAGAUAGCAAAUGUCAAGCCUUGACAUUUGGUGAAAAUAGCAGAUGCCAAAUGAAAACAUCCUCUUAGAGAUAAUGAUGCACCCUAUUCUGAUAUGAUGAACUACCUGAAAUUAAAUUUCAAAUGGUAACAGAACAAACAUUAAACUAGAUAAAGGUGAUCUAGCUCAAAAAAAUAAAUCUAUAGCCCAGAUAUCCCCUUCAUCCCUUAAAUGUGCAUUUUUAUUGGCACAAGGGAGAUUAUUUUGUUUGGGAUUUACACUGGGUUUUUUUUAAAUUUUUGAAUUUUAUACAUAUAUAAAAAUCAAAGACACUUCAAAGAAAUAAAACUUGGAAAACAUUAAAAAGGUAAGAGUGAAGGAUUUAUUACUGACUUUCUCUACAUGGCAGCUUGAGAACUACAAAAUGUUGGAAUUUACAUAUAGUAUAUAAUAGUCAGUACACUUACAAAUAUGAUUCUGAUUAGUCUGUAGAUUUUGUGCAUACAUGCAUAAAUAGAUAUUAAAAGAUAAAGCAUCCUGGUUCAAGCAGGCCCUUUGAAGCAAUGGAGCUCAGCUACAUUUUUUCAUGUAAGAUAUUCUUUGCCUGAAUAUUUAUUUAUUUAUUUUGCAUUAGAAAAUUCUCUGAGUGCCCACCAGCAGGAUUGUGGAAUUCAGUUCUGCUGCAGAUACGAGUACGUCUUUCACAAAUGCAACCCUAUGACUGUCACUAUAAAGAAACUAGUUCACCUGCAUCCCACUGGCUUUAUUCCUCACUCUGUAUGGCUUCUGUGUAUCCUUUGCAGUGUGCUAGACCAGAGAAUUACACUGACAUCGAUGCUGUAUUACAAAUAAAUAAAUAAAUAAAUAGAUUAUUCAUGGUAGGUCUCCUAAAACGGUCUUAUUCCUCACCUAAGAAUCAACGGUGAUGAGUUUAUUUACUCCAGUAAGUUGGCUUCCUAAUUGAAGCCCACAAUUACCUCCAGAAAUAGGAUAAUUGUUCUCUGCACCUGCUUGUCCACAGCUGUCAUGGUGCCCUGGACCGCUGAAAAUAGAGGUGGAGAAAUUCAAGAUAACAAAUAAGAUACUGAUGAGCUCUGCUCAAGUUGAUAUAUUUUUUCCUGUGCUUUGAUCUAUAUAUGUGUGUACAUAUAUAUAAAGUCAUCUACAACUGUGCUUUCAAGACACUGCUGCUGAUCACUUGUGCUCACUUCUUGGCACCAAAGCCUGGAAAGCUCCUGGACUCUGGUGUUCAUUACUGACAUUGGUCUCAAAAAUGCUGUGAGAGAUCUGAGCAAGACAAGACUGAGGACCCAACUGAAGAAACACAAUAUUUUUGUCUUUCAAUCACAAUCUCAGUCUUUUGUCAGUACUUGAAGUAAAUGGACUCUGAAUUAUUUUUGGAAUCCAAAUACCUUUAAUUUUGAAUCUUAAAUCCACAUGUGUUAGCAUUUUAACCAAAGAAUGUGAAACUCGUGCCAAAUUUAUUAAAUGCUGAAGUUACUUUCUGUAGCAUACCAUUGCAGAAUCACAUUGCAUUCUGUGGCUAGUACAGUAUAAAAUGCACAAAACACAGUACUGACAGAGCUCAAAUAUUUUGAUAUUAUGCACCUGUCUUUUUCUUCUUUGAGCCAUUAAUAUUUUAAUCAUUUUACUACUUUUGAAAUAGGAACUAUUUUAUUUCUCCAGGACAAGUGUUAGAAAAAAAUCACCGAUCUUAACUGUAAGACUGAGUUUAUAAAACUGAAGACCCCUGACCCUCCAGUUCAAUAAAGGUGUAAAUAUUUCCUCUGAGAAAAGGAUAACUGGGGUGACUUGAGCUCUGUUGCCUCUCCCACACAAAGUAUGGGAACACCAAGGAACCUUCCUCCAGCCUUAGCAGGAUCUAAAGAGGACUACCAGCCUUUCAUACUUUCAGAACAUGUAACAUUAUUAGAACUGUUAAAGUAAAUAGACUUUAGAGAAAAUUGUGAUGGACAUAGCGAAUAAAUUCCUGCCUCUGUCCCCAGUCAUGAAAUUCUGGCUUUUGCAAGUUGAGCCUGCAGAUCUUAAUUAGAUAUCUGUGUCUUACCUGUUACACACAGGAACAUGACUUAGUGUUUCUUUUGGUGUGAGUUUUUUAAUUAUGAGGUAGACUUAGACAAAGUGCCACACCGGAAUUGUAGAGGCCAGAUUUUCUGGUGGUAUAGCAUGAGUUCAGCUCAGCCAGCUCUUACCAGUUCAGUCAACUUCAGACUAUGUGUCAUUGUUUCCCUUAAAUCUCAACUGAAUACCACUUCUAUAUCUCUUCUUAAUAGCUUAAUUAAAAAUCUUUAUCCCAUUUUCCCUAUUUAUCUAGGCUGACAAACAGUCCAAGCAUUCAGGAACAGCUUCCCUAUUGGUAAUGAGCCACUUUGAAUAGUUGGGCAGCAGCACUUUUGCCAUGAGCUCUGGUCUCAGUGAAUUUAUUUCUUUACUGUGUCCUUCUGGGCUUCAGGGUCUUGUGUAUUUAAAAAUUACUCAAGCACACUCAAAAGAGAGAAGAAAUGGUUUGUGGAGGUUUUUUGCUUCUUUGUUUUCUUCAGGAAAAUCUUUGCUUUGUAAUGAAGCUCAUGAUGCCUGAUGACUGUCAGAUUCUAAUGGCUUCAUCCUGUUUUUCACUCAUACAAUAACUCUACUGUCUUGAGUCAUUCAAAUUAGGUGUAAAAAGAGUGAAUUACAAACUUCCUAUAACUUUUACAACUAAUUAGCAAAACAUCCUUCUGCAAGCAGCAUGCUGUGCUAAAACAAACCUUGUGUACAACGCUGAGACAUCUCAGCUGGCAGCCGUAGCUUUUCAUCACUGAUGUUAAAUGAUUUUUAAAAUUUCCUUCCUGAAUAAAAUAAUUAAUGAAACUGAUUCUUCUUCUCCCACAUACUUUAAUGUGGGGUCCCUCUGAUGCUGUGGCCUGCUGUCUUGCAGCUCUUUGACGCCCCAUCCUCUCAGCUGUGGCUGCUGUUCUUGCAGCUUGCAGUCCCCCAGCUCCCACUUGGAUCUCCACUGCCUUCUCUAUGGCAAAGGAUUAGCCAUUUACUUAUAUAGUUAUUUAUCUAUUUUUAUGGAUGAAGGUGUUCUGCCUCUCUCUGCUAGCCAAUAAUAAUUUUCAAAAAGGUUUUAGGUUUGGAUUGCCAAUACUAUGUCAAAUUUGAGCAAAUCUGGACAAUCUGACCUGAGACAGAUUUACAGAGUGAUCACAUAUGCCAUGUUUUUACAGACAACAGGUCUAAAAAUAGCACUGCAAGUUCUGUAGUUGUUAAAUUUAAUCUCCAGUUGUUAAAUUAUAAAUCUCCAGUGAUCAUCUCCAGUGUUUCUACCUAAACAUUAUGAUGAUCCCUCAAGCCAAUUGAUUUUGUCCUCAUGCCUUAAUGCCCUGUGAAAACUUGUUGAAUCCCACUUUGCAUGGGAAGUCUGAGGUCCACAUUUACAAGUUUAAGUAAUUUUUCAAUGAUGUAUGGGAAAGCAGUGCACCAAAAUGCCCAAUAUUUGCUGAAGCUGUCAGA